GCAAGGUGACAGUAACCUUAAAAAUGGAGUUGAAAAGACUAAAAUCCAAUGUAAUAGACAAAUUGAGAAGUUCUUUCUCAAUAAACACAGUUUCACAGUGUGUAACAGAACUAGUCAGUAUCUGAUUCUCUGUAAUUUCGUGUCAUCAAUUAUAAAUUUCCAGGUUUUAAACAGCUUAGAUGCAAAAUCUACAGCCAUAGCAAUAAGGCUAAACUUAGUGUCUUUUAAAAUCCAAGUAGUGGACAACGGAGAUGGUAUCCUUGAGGAAAAUAUGCCCCUUUUGGGUUUGAGAUACUUCACUAAUAAGUGUAAGAGUCUGGAAGAGUUGGAAAAGUAUGUAAGUCACUAUGGUUUCCGAGGGGAAGCUAUAGCAAGCAUAGUGGCGUGCUCAAAAUCCGUCAAUAUCACAUCCAGGCAUCUGAAUACAGGUAACACCUACAGUAGAACAUUGGGGAAACACUCCAGUGUUGAAGUGAGCAGAACCAAAUCACGGCCAAGCGUUGGCACUACAGUUACGAUUGAAGGUUUUUUUCACAAUCUGCCAGUCAGAAGAAAACGGAUAAUACCCGAGUUAGAGCUAGAUGAGAUAAAAAGGGGGAUUGAAAGUUUGAUCAUAUUACAUCCGAAAGUGACGUUCUCGGUUAGGAAUGAUGUCACUUGCGAGCUCAUUUUGAAUAGCCAAAAAAGUCAGGACUUGAUAUCAUCUUUCAAACAUUUACAUCCCAACUUGGGCGAUGAUUUCAAUUUAAUGAAAAUAUCUAAAAACCAACUAACAAUCGAUGCUUUGAUCUAUAAAACUAUGUCGGAAAAUAAGAACCUUCAGUAUAUUUACGUGAAUAAGAGGCCUAUAUUCUCUUCAAAAAUACAAAAAUUAGUGGGCAGUUUAUUCAAGAAAAAUAAAAAAAAUGAUAGGAAAAAUCCAGUAGCUGCUUUAACCAAGUAUCCUGUUUAUGUGAUUAAUAUAAAAUGUCCAAUAUCAAAAGUUGAUGUCUUGUUCAAUCCCACGAAAACCAUGGUGGUAUUUGAAAAUUGGGAUAUCAUACAUCGUUGUAUCAAUAAAUUGAUUGAUUCAUUUUUUGGUAAAGACAGUAACAUGAAGAAAAAAGAAAAAUUUCUCAGUGAAGAAGAAUUCAAAAAAGAUUGUGGAGUGUCUCAAAUAGUUGGGGCUUAUAGAAGAUUUGGUUACAAAAGAAAAAAUGUAGAUGAGAAUAAUGAAAUGGAAAAAACGGAAAACGAUGAUGUCAUAGCAACACAAAUACCAGAAAAUGUUCAGGAAAAAACUUCUAGGAAUAAUAAACCAGUAUUGGAAAUAGAAAAUAAUCCAAAAGUUACUAGUGAACAUCAAUUUGAUUAUGGUGACAGUCUUAAUAUUAGUGAGGCAACUUCUUUCCAAGGAGAUUUCAGAAAUAAAAAGAAAUUUAAAAAACCCCUGCCCAUAACAGUAAGCAGAGCCAAAAUAGCGAAAAAUCAAAUGACUAAAAACGAUGAUAUUUUGCCUGAGAAGCAAGAUGAUAUAAAAUCAAGUAUUUCAAAAUUCACAGAUGAUCAAAAUAAAGGAAAAAAUCUCAUAAUGGACAUGUUUCUGAAAUCCACUCAAAUUUAUAGCAGUGAUGAAAAUCAAGACAAGAUGGGUGGAAGCCAAGAAACAAUUUAUGAAGAAGAAUCGAAUUUUCAGAUGGAAAAUAAUUACCAGACCAAAUUUAAGGGUAUGAGCAAUACUAUGUCUGUUUCUGUCAAUGUAAAAAGCACUAGAAAAAUCAGGAAAAGAAAGAAACAACAAGAGAAUCCCUCUAAAUAUGUUCAGACCUAUAAAGUAGCUAAAACAAUUGUUUCUAAAGCUGUACAGACCAGCAUUAAUGAAAAAUAUAAGAAAAAGGUGAGAAAACAUAGAUCAAAGGGUAUCAAAUUUGCUAUGAAUCCAGAGAAUUAUACUGUCGUGCUUUCUGAGAUUGGAAAAAAAUCGCAUUUCAAAUUUGUCACCAAAAAGGCUCAAGAAAAUGAUGUGGACCCCAACAUCCAAUUCAAUAUCUCCCAAAAAUGUCACUGCAAUUGUCACAAAGGUGAUAACAAACUUUUCGAUUUCAAAGAACAAUCAAUUAGUGAUAGUUUGUUGAAUGAAAAUAUCAAACUUCCCAAGAUCGAUUCACAUAUGGACCAAUUAUUGAAAAAAAAGAAAUUUGAAAAUCUUAUCAAGUAUCACCACCCAGUGAAUCAAUACCUAGGACCAAACAGAGGCACCUUUGAAAAUUGUAAUUUCAAUGUUGUAAGAAAAGAGAAAACAUUUCAGAAUUAUGAAAGAAGUCCGUAUUUCGCGCCAAAAACAUAUUUAGAUAACAAUUUAGUUUGCUAUCACCAGCAUCCUCACUACCCUAUCGGAUAUUUCAACACUGUUCAUGAACCUUAUAUACCAGUACCUUAUUUGAAUCUACAUCCUGUUGAAUUGAACAGAAAUUUUCGGACACGUAAUACCGCUGAACAUGACCAACCUCCAUUUAAUAAUGUUUUUCAAAAUAAUCCCAUUCUCAUGGAAAACAAAAAACAUUUUUAUAAAGAGGAGGUAUCGAAAAUUAACGACCCUAAUGACUGGACUGUCGGCACAUUUGGUCAGUUCAAACCGGUCCAUUUGAGUACACAAAAAGAUAAAAAAAAUAAUGAUUGGAGAAAUAGUUCUUUCAAACAGUUUGAACCUUUUCAUUUGAAUAAAGAAAAGGAAUGGACAAUCAAUUCCUUUGGACAAUUUCAACCUUCUUUAUUUAGUACACAAAAAAACGAGAAAACUGAUAUGCUGUUCACACCAUCUCCUGUAGAACAUUGCAAUCCACCCAUAGAAACUUCAAUAAAUUUAUUGAACGAUUCUCAAGAGAAUCAUCAAGAGGUUAUCGAAAUUUUGGAUUCAAAUAGUGAAGAUAUUGAAAAAGGACCUGAAGAAAUAAAAGAUGGGACUGUAUCAAAGCUUAAUGAUCACUCCAAACUCAUUUCUCUGAGCAAACAACGGACUCAAGAAAUUUUGGAUAAAGAAUUGGAAGGUGAAAAAAGUUUGUUAGCGAAAGAAUUUCUGAAUUGGGAUAGUCAGUUCACGCAAGACUUUGGAAAUGACUGGCUCAAAAAAUUCAACAAAUGUGGAAACUGCUACUACAUGAACAAAAAGACAGGGUUCACCACAUUUCAGACCCCUGAACUUGGCAAGAAACAGCAGUUCAAGUUUGGUAAAAGAUUCGAUUUUUUGCCAAAAGGAAUGUCCCCAAUUUUAACAGAAACUAAACAAGUUGAUAAGUCUUUGAGUCAAAAUGGCAAAGAUAAACUUUUAGAAUACAUAAUGGAGACCUAUAAAAAUGAGCUGCUUUAUAUCAAAUGGCAACACUACUUGAGUGAUGUUGAUCCAGAAACAUUUUUCAAAAAUAUUUACAAAGAGAAACUCAAAAUGUUUGAAGGGUGUAUUCCAGAUAUCAGUACCAGUAAGAAAAAGAAUAAUAUCAACAAUGUAAUAAGUUUCAAUAAAGAGUUAUUUGAAAAUAUAGAAGUGAUAGGUCAACUUGACAAAAAGUUCAUUGUUGUGUUGGACAAGAAAUCAAAUCUGCUAGUCCUUUUUGAUCAGCAUGCAGUUCAUGAGAGAAUCCGCUUAGAGGAACUGUUGAAAAAAUAUGAUGGUGCAAAGUCAGAGUGUGAUGAAAAAUUGGUAUUUUUCGUUCCGCAAAAUGAUUUGUCCUUGCUGCAAAAUCAUGAAUCAUACUUGGAUUAUCUAGGAAUUUCUAUGGAGAUUUUCGGAAAUGGUGUUAACAUUUCAGCUGUGCCCCUUUGUUUGUUCUCGAAAUUCAAAGAUAAUAAUUUUUCAGAUACAUUGAAUAAAAUGAUGCAACUGCUAAUCAAAGAAAUAAUUGAGCAUCUCAAAUCUACAAGAGGUGUCCAUUUGAAGUCCCUGCCAAAACUGUUACAGAAUGUUGUUAAUUUGGAAGCUUGUAGAGGUGCCAUUAAGUUUGGAGAUAGUUUGAGUAAAGAGAGAUGUAGAAAACUCCUAGUACAAUUAUCAUCCUGUGAUUUGCCUUUUCAAUGUGCUCAUGGGAGACCAACAAUUGCCCCUUUGAUUGUGCUGGAGUUGAAUGAAAAAAUCGGUCAUUCCAAACCAAAUUUCUUGAAACUGAAAUGAAGAAGUUAGGAAUACAAGGAAUGAAUAAAUGAUAAUUGUAUUUUGUAAACAGAAAACCUACCUAGAAUUAUGUAGAAAUUGGAAUUUAUAUUAUUUUCAAGUGAAAUACGUAGAUUGAGCAUAUUAAGUAUUUGUUAUUAAACCAUUAUAUACAAUUUAUAAUGUAGUAACAUGCUAAUUUUCCUGAUAUUUUGUAUACUACCCUUGAUUAUUAAUAAUCUAUUUGCGAUACCUACUCUCUGGAGUCCAAACUUGUGUUGUGGUUGUGACUUGUGAGCUCGUCUUGUGUCGCUUGUGAGGACUUUGGAAAAGCGGGGUCCCAUGAUCUUGUCCCGGGGUCUCAACUUUGUCAGGAACGACUGGAACGAGAGACAUUUUGUUUCUUCUUUUUUUAUCGUUUUAAUAAUUUGUUCCUUGGCUAAUCCUUGGCCAAUGGGGAAAAUUAACUUCACUUUUUACAUGAAGUUUGGCAACACUGAUCCAAAUUGACAAUAUUGACAUUAUUGACAUUGACAGAAUAAUGAAUAACUAACAAACUAACUGACAAAUUAGAAAAAAAAUCUUUCAGAAAGCCAAACAAGCGUUGUGGUUGGGCGCGAAGAAAGUGGUCGUAAAAUUACAUUUUUCGCACAUCCUCAACAAGAACAACGAAUCAAACAAAAUGGAGACCAUGGAAGUCGCACCGACCAUCAACAAUCACGUUAGCAAAGACUGCAAAGAAGAAAAAAUGGAAGACGUUCCUGCCGACGAGAUGACUUCCAGAGACUACUACUUCGAUUCCUACGCCCAUUUCGGCAUCCACGAAGAAAUGUUGAAAGACGAAGUGAGGACUCUUACCUACAGGAACUCCAUGUACCACAAUAAACAUUUGUUCGCCGGCAAAGUGGUCAUGGACAUUGGCUGUGGCACUGGAAUCUUGAGCAUGUUUGCUGCUAAAGCUGGAGCCAAGAAAGUGUUAGCUGUUGAGUGCUCGAAUAUCGUCGACUAUGCCAGACAGAUCAUUGAAACCAACAAUCUGGACCACAUCAUCACCAUUGUCAAAGGCAAAGUUGAGGAAAUUGAGCUCCCUGAUGGUAUUGAGAAGGUUGACAUCAUCAUUUCUGAGUGGAUGGGAUACUGUUUGUUCUAUGAGAGCAUGCUGGAUACCGUGCUCUUUGCCCGAGACAAGUGGCUAGAACCUGAUGGUCUCCUCUUCCCAGACCGCUGCUCCCUCUUCAUCACAGCCAUAGAAGAUCGUCAGUACAAGGAUGAGAAAAUCAACUGGUGGGAUGAUGUAUAUGGUUUUGAUAUGAGCUCAAUUCGAAAGGUAGCUAUCAGUGAACCCCUUGUGGAUGUAGUGGACCCUAAACAAGUUGUAACUGGUCCAGCUUUGGUCAAAGAAGUGGAUUUGUAUACAGUGAAGAAGGAAGAUCUGGACUUCCAUGCUCCCUUCACUCUAACAGUUAGACGUAAUGAUUAUGUCCAAGCCUUAGUGACUUAUUUUACUGUGGAAUUCACAAAAUGUCACAAACGUAUAGGGUUCACAACAGCACCUGAUGCUCCUUACACCCACUGGAAGCAGACUGUUUUUUAUUUUGAGGAUUACAUGACUGUCAAGAAGAAUGAAGAGAUAAAUGGGGUGUUUACAAUGAAGCCUAACCCAAGGAACAACAGAGAUCUUGAUUUCUCCAUUGAAUUGAAUUUCAAAGGUGAACUAGGAGAGGUGCAUGAAACUAAUAGGUACCGCAUGCGUUAGUCUGAUUUAAGUCAAUGUGUGCUAUUAAGUGCUUAGAUUUUUAGCCCUCAAUUUCCUACUCACUUUGAAGCUAGUCUGAGUUUUUUAUACCAUUUAAAUUUGACUAGUAGCAUACAGGUAAUUUGUCUUACCAUUUGACAUGACUCUGUGAAAACAUUUACUUGAGAUCUAAUGCUUUCCAUCAGGAUUAUUGUAUUCAAUUUCUCAAGGUAGCAGUUAAGGAUCUGUCAUUUUUUAGGUUGAUUUCUGAUGAUCUGUGAAAUAACUUUUAUUUAUUUUGUAAGAUCCAAAGUAAUUGAUUGUAUGAUAUUCAAUAAAUUUAUAAUUUUAUUGAU
Phaedon cochleariae (mustard beetle) is the source of this 6214-nucleotide messenger RNA. Lineage: Eukaryota; Metazoa; Arthropoda; Insecta; Coleoptera; Chrysomelidae. The record is from the annotation of a GenBank genome assembly.